UCGACCGGAUUAUCCGGCAUUUACUAUAACAUGGAUCUGAUCCGUCGGAUCGGAUCCAUGUUAUAGUAAAUGGCCGGAUAAUGGCCGGAUCAAAAAAUGAUCGGAUAGGAUCGGAUAUUGCCGGAUUGGAUCUACCAACACUACUCUUACAUUGAUAUAGGGCUCAUAAUUGUGACUCCUGUGCCAACAAUCGCCAAUCCAGGUCAAUGUCAGUGUACGCCUGCUGCAAACUGUGCUGAUGGUAGUGCUGGAAUUGAUCCCAGGGUUUUAGUUAAUCCCACACCUUCCCUUUGCGUACCACCGAACAGGUUUUGCUGUAAUCUCAUCAGCACGACGACGACACGACCGCCAGCUACGUGCGGGACACAGCAAUUGAUUCCAUUUCCGGCCUAUACUGUAGGAGCUGGACAAGCAUCAUUCUCUGAAUAUCCUUGGAUGGUUGUAAUCCUCGGAAGUGAUAACUCAUUCAUUGGUGGUGGAGUUUUAAUCGAUGGAAACACAGUGUUAACAGUAGCACACAAAGUCACUCCACUGAGGUUUAGUGAAGAUACAUUUAAUAAUUCGUGUAAACUACAGUUCACAAAUGUUAAAAUUGCAAUCUUGUACAGAGUCACGUUAAAAGUUCGUUUAGGAGAAUACCUCCUGAACGCUGUCAAUGAGCCAUACGCCGCCAUAGAAAUUGCCGUGACUGCAAUCCGAAUUCAUGAGCAGUACCAGGUUGCGAACCUGCAAAAUGACCUGGCCGUGUUGAAGUUGGCAAGUUCGGUCGACUUUAACGCAAAUCCACACAUCCGGCCAAUCUGCCUUCCAGCUGCGGGAACAUCUUUUGUAGGACAAAGGUGUUACGUCUCAGGAUUUGGAGCGAGUACCUUGAACGGUGCAUAUUCUACGGUUAUGGGUAAAGUUGACUUGCCGAUAAUGGACGGUCCAACGUGUCAGGCUAGACUGCAAACGACUCGUCUUGGACCUGGCUUCAUUCUUAAUCAGCAAGCCUUUCUAUGUGCUGGAGGAGAGAAUGGGAAAGAUUCUUGUACAGGGGAUGGAGGUGCCCCGUUAGUAUGCCUAUCAGGGACUCAGUGGUUCUUGGCUGGCUUAGUAUCAUGGGGAAUAGGAUGUGGAGUUAACACAAUUCCUGGUGUGUACACUAACACUGGCAAUUAUUUGGGGUGGGUUGCCACUAAUAGGGUUUGACUUUAAUGGCGUUCUGGGUAAUCUUAUAUCUUGUGGUAUUUAUCAUGGUAUGUAUUCUGGUAUUGUGUACACAUAAUGGUAAUAAAUUUUGUAUGUAAUCAUAACAGAUAUACAAAGUGUAGCCUUAACUAAUGGUAAACCCGGCUGUUUAGAAUAUAUAACAAUAUUAAUAAAUAAGAGUAAAUUCUGCCAUAUAGUAAAUGACAAAUUUGAAAUACGAAGCUUGUUGCGAAAUGAGAAUACUGAUUUCACGUUACUUAAUUUGGCAUUUCUUUAAAGUGUUAAAGGAAUUCAGAAUAUGUAAAGUACAGUUGACAAUUUUUCUACCAACUUCACGGCCAUUAUUUUCCGGCUUUUACAAUAUAUCUUGUUUACCGAUUAUCCGUCUUCACUACUUCACAAUUUUUGUCAUUUGUUAAUGAUUACUGGUAAAAAUGUGAAUCAAUUUCUGCAAAGUCAUACUUGUUAAUUUGCUAAUUAUAGAUGCACCACAUCGGAUUUGUUUUUUGUCCUCAUCGCUGAUCUUUUCCUCAUCAAUGUAUGUGUUAGAGUCUUUUUUCAACAUUUUUCAACUUUUUUCUACAACCUAUGUAUAUAUCAAUAUAUUAUUUAGCAGAUAAAAGCCGAAAUUCUGCUAAUAAUGCGAUGA
Messenger RNA from Folsomia candida, 1840 nucleotides. Its product is annotated as phenoloxidase-activating factor 2. Lineage: Eukaryota; Metazoa; Arthropoda; Collembola; Entomobryomorpha; Isotomidae. The record is from RefSeq and is a predicted model, not a curated record. Gene Ontology annotation, molecular function: serine-type endopeptidase activity. The coding region runs from base 436 to 1191 and encodes 251 amino acids. Gene Ontology annotation, biological process: proteolysis. The transcript has 6 exons.